This is a messenger RNA of Argiope bruennichi, 749 nucleotides long. It is a transcript of the gene Blos1, whose product is annotated as biogenesis of lysosome-related organelles complex 1 subunit 1-like. NCBI's taxonomy places the organism in Eukaryota, Metazoa, Arthropoda, Arachnida, Araneae, Araneidae. The record is from RefSeq and is a predicted model, not a curated record. The transcript has 7 exons. The coding region runs from base 236 to 604 and encodes 122 amino acids. Gene Ontology annotation, cellular component: BLOC-1 complex. Gene Ontology annotation, biological process: endosomal transport.
AGUGACGAGGUUUGAUGGUUUUGAGAAAAACAUAAAGGAUUUCUUUUUUUCCCCCCAAUGUAUUGAAAUUAAUGAUUUAUUGAAAAUUACUUAUUUUUCAUCAUUUGUUAUUUCCGUGGACUCUGAAAUUCAAUUACCAAGCAACCAAAAUAUUUAUAAAGUUAGUGGUGAAAUCUCUCCAACUUAUAAUAAGGCUUAUAGCUGCAACCUUGCCAUCAUUCUAAGUGUGCCAAAGAUGUUGUCAAGUAUAGUAAAAGAACAUCAAAGUAAGCAGGCAGCAAAACGAGAAGAAUUAGAAAAAAAGAGAAAAGAAGCUGUUGUUGCUGCUAGCACUUUGACAUCAGCUUUAGUUGAUCACUUGAAUGUUGGUGUUGCCCAAGCAUACUUAAAUCAAAAGAGAUUAGAUCAUGAAUCCAAGCAAUUGCAUGCCAAUGUCACAAAUUUUGCUAAACAAACAGCACAAUGGCUACAACUUGUUGAGAAUUUUAGCCAAGUUUUGAAGGAAAUUGGUGAUGUUGAGAAUUGGGCUAGAAGUAUAGAAAAUGAUAUGAAUACUAUAUCAAGUGCAUUAGAGUACGCUUAUAAAGUUGGACAAGAAACGUGAAAUUCUUUCUGCUCUAGCAUUUUAUGAGAGAAGGUGGGGAAAAUAUCAUGAGAGAAAAGCUUAUGUAAUAUUCAUGUAAAUAUAAUUUGAAUAUAUAUGAAAAUGUGAAUUGUUCAAUAUAUUAAAAGAUUUGUCAUUAAUCGAA